AUGAAUACUGCGGAGCCCCGGAAGAAAAGAUACGCUACAAAGCGCAAAACCGGCUGUAUCACCUGUCGCAUUCGUCGAGUCAAAUGUGAUGAAGACAAGCCAAGUUGUAAUCGCUGUGUGUCCACUGGCCGUAAGUGCGAUGGUUAUGACCUCACUCCCCUCACCUUGGGCGGUAGACUUCAACUUCAACCGAUAGUUUCUGGAGGCAGUGAUCCCGAAAGUCAAGCCAUCUACCAGUUCCGAACCAGGAUCGCAGCACUCAUCGCCUCUUCUUUCGACGCUCACUUUUGGACAUAUGAUGUAUUACACAACUCAGAUACAUACACGCCCGUCCGACACGCCCUGGCAGCACUCGCGUCAGCGUACCAGAAGUCUAUCCUCCUGGGCAUAAAGUCCACAAGCUGCGAUAUGUUUAUCUUCUCGCAGUACCAAAAGGCCAUGAAAUCCCUCUCCAUUUGCUUUCAGGAGACCAACGUGCUCUCCACAUCUGCAAAGUUGGCUGCCUUGGUUGCGAACUUCUUGUUCACGUAUCUUUGCUCUUUGCAAGGUCUUCGCCAAGAAGCUCUCGUUCAUCUGAGAAAUGGCUUGGCGCUCAUUCAUGAAUGGGGCGAUUUGAGAGGUCAGGGCCAACAUAUGAUGACGGAUAUACUAGGGCUGUAUAUGAGAUUAGACACACAGACUCGCGUCAUCUCAACAACCGACAGCACGUCCCAUUGCUGGAUCAGUCGCUCUCGAGAAGCUUUGCAGGGUAUUUCUGAUACACCGUCCGUGUGCACAUUAUUACGCCAGCUCGAUGCGAUACACGCCAAAUUACUCAAGCCUUCCGAUAGCGAAGCCUCAAUUCUGUCCACUGAGUACUCUCUACAGCUUUGGGACUGGCGUUUUGAGAGCCUACACGUUAUAUCUCAAGAAGAAGAGAAGCAUGUGACUGCUCUCAGAAUGAGACGCAUAAUGGUCGAAGUUACCCUCAACCUGGCAACCAACACAAGCGAUAAUGCAGAAAGCACCGUCGAUAAAAAUUGCAAAACCAUUCUAGAUCUCGCCCUCCAGCUAAUCCAUGACCUCGGCCUCCGACCAGCCCAGGCUGGCUUUUUUCUCGCAAAUGGUCUUGUGGAGGCACUAUACUUUGUCGCUGUCACCAGCGAGGAUUGGGACUUGCGACAGCAGGCUAUAGAUGUUUUACGGCAACAUCGGUUCACUGAUGGAGUUUGGGGGAGUAAUGCUGCUGCAGAUCUGGCGGAGGGGCGAUUGCAACGUGAUAUCUACAGCUAUCGGCAGCAGCUAGAGGCAUAA
Fusarium musae is the source of this 1293-nucleotide messenger RNA. RefSeq lists its product as uncharacterized. Gene Ontology annotation, biological process: regulation of DNA-templated transcription. The coding region runs from base 1 to 1293 and encodes 430 amino acids. The record is from RefSeq and is a predicted model, not a curated record. Gene Ontology annotation, molecular function: zinc ion binding; DNA-binding transcription factor activity, RNA polymerase II-specific. The transcript is spliced from 2 exons. NCBI's taxonomy places the organism in Eukaryota, Fungi, Ascomycota, Sordariomycetes, Hypocreales, Nectriaceae.